UAUUUUCACUGGAAUGGAUUCAAAUCUUAAAAAAAAAAAAAAAAAAAAAAAGGAUUUACACAGAGGCAACAUUACGCCAUUCUUCCUCCUUGGAAAAAAAAAAAAAAACCUUCGGAUUUAAACAAGACUCCUUCAAGUAGUCAGACAGUUUUGAAGCAGAAAAGAGGGAGGUAAAGUUUACCUUUCAAGAGCAACCUCUGUUCAGCUACACACUGGAGAAAGUAAGAUUAGAUCAGAACACAUGUUACUUUUCACUAUGGGACUGGAUACCCACAUUAAGCAAACAGAUUUUAAAAGCAGAGUAAGAAGAAAGCUGUUUCUGCUGGCCUUGGUUUUCAGUCUCUUUCAUGUUGUCUCAUGCCAGUUUGGUGGAACCUUUGCCAUUUGUUUCUUUGGUGAUGUUCAAGAGAAGAUCAAAGGAUGAAAGUACUGAAAUAUAUUCCUUUACUGCUUUGGUAUCUGAUUUGGGACUCCCUGGAUCUAGUUCCUUUGGCACUGGGCCAUUCUGAACAAAGUAAUCCAGGAACCAAAGUAGGCAUUGCUGUAACUGGAGGAAAAGAGAGAAACCCAUUACCAAAGGUCAACGCAACCAGGACUGCAAUCUUGGGUCAUGGAGUUGGUCUUCAAAAGGGUAGGACCAAAGUUCCCCUUGUUCAAAGUAGAAUUUUUCUCUCUAAAAAUGAGGACUUCAAAAAACAAGCUGCCCGUAGAGCUAUUCCACAUGCCAAGGACAAAGUCGUUGAAAAUGGGCAAUCUGGGGUAAAAAUCGAGACCCCAAGGCCUCCGCAUGUUACCAGUAAGGCCUCUACCAAACUAAUAAAUAUCCAUGCAGAUUCUGCUGGAUUCAAACCAAGGAGACCUUCAAACCCACUGACUGAAAAAGAGCAAAAAGACUCUUUCAAGCACCCCCUCAUUACGCCACAUGAAUACAUGUUAUCACUGUACCGGACUCUUUCAGAUGUUGAAAGGAAAGGCAUUAAUGGAAGCUUGAAACUCGAGGCAGGAUUAGCCAAUACUAUCACCAGCUUCAUUGACAAAGCUCAAGAUGAAUGGAUGGCAGCAGCAAGGAGGCAAAAGUAUAUUUUUGACAUCAGUGCUUUGGAAAAAGAUGGUUUAUUAGGAGCUGAACUGCGUAUUCUAAGAAAAAGGCCGACCGACACUAAAUCCAACUUACCUGCCAAACUGUCGCAGGUAAAAUUAUACAGUUGCCCGGCGAACAAGAAGUCCGCUAGCCUUCUGGACUCUCGGCCCCUCAGCAGUAUUGAUACCCCAAAAUGGGAGGUCUUUGACAUAUGGAAGCUGUAUAAAAAUUUCAAAAACUCUGUGCAGUUGUGUUUUGAGCUUGAAGUUUUGGAUAAGGGGAAACCUGCAGAUUUAAGAAGUGCGGGAUUUAAUAGAACAGGGAGGCAGACCAAUGAGAAAGCCAUUUUUCUUGUCUUUGGUAGGACAAAGAAACGGGACUUGUUCUUCAAUGAGAUUAAAGCCAGGUCUGGCCAAGAUGACAAAACUGUCUAUGAAUAUUUAUUCAAUCAAAGGAGAAAGAGAAGAGCCCCUCUGUCAACUAGGCAAGGGAAGAGGCCAAAUAAGAAUCCAAAAGCAAGAUGUAGCAAGAAACCACUUCAUGUCAAUUUCAAGGAUAUGGGUUGGGAUGACUGGAUUAUUGCCCCUUUGGAGUAUGAGGCAUAUCAUUGUGAAGGGCUUUGUGAGUUCCCUCUGAGAUCUCAUUUAGAGCCUACCAACCAUGCAGUGAUCCAAACAUUAAUGAAUUCAAUGGACCCAGAGACUACGCCACCAACCUGUUGUGUUCCAACUAGACUAAGUCCAAUAAGCAUCCUUUACACAGACUCUGCCAACAAUGUGGUCUACAAACAAUAUGAAGACAUGGUUGUGGAGUCCUGUGGUUGUAGGUAGCAAAUAUGUAACCUGCCAUUGAUUUGGUCUAAGAGGAACAAAUAAACUAGGGUUUAAACAAUAAACAUUGUAUAGAAAGGGUUUUUAUAUUAAUGUUUCAGAACUGCAUACAUGAUAUGAUCAAAUAAACCCUACAUGUGACAAUUUGAACACGUCUGAAAAUGAAGAGAUGGAUACAAUAACACAAAACGGAGCAGAUAAUGACACUUGAGAGUGAUCUGAAUGAUGAGAAAUGGCAGUUGCUGACACAGCACAAUCAUAUGAAGUCAAUACUGGUUACACCAACACUAUCAAGUCCAUUUCCCUUAAAAGAUGAAUACAUUGUGAGCUGAAAAUGAUUUAUUUUACAACCGUUUGUAUUUAUGAAGGCAAUAGAAAGACUGGAUCUGAAGUGUUUAUUUUAUAUCUAUAUAUAUGAAAAUAUAUGUUAAAAAAGUAACUUUCUUUGCUUUUUAGAACUUAAAAGGCUUAGUAAAAUUGCUUUAGAUUUUUUUUUUAUUAUCAAAUGUCGGUUAACACAAUAUAUUAUCUUGGAGUGGUAAGAAGGCAUUUGAUUCUAUGUUAAAAACAAAAUAAAUUAUUGUAAUAUGCUUCUGUAUAUUUGUAAUGCAUGGUGUAUAUAUCUGAGUAAUUUGUUGCUUUGCUUGGUGGUAAUAAUUUAAUACGACAACUUGAACAAAACAAAAA
Messenger RNA from Xenopus laevis (African clawed frog), 2598 nucleotides. It is a transcript of the gene gdf5.S, whose product is annotated as growth differentiation factor 5 S homeolog. Gene Ontology annotation, cellular component: plasma membrane; extracellular region. The transcript is spliced from 2 exons. Gene Ontology annotation, biological process: cell surface receptor protein serine/threonine kinase signaling pathway; positive regulation of chondrocyte differentiation; animal gross anatomical part developmental process. The record is from RefSeq and is a predicted model, not a curated record. Bases 421 to 1911 code for a protein of 496 amino acids. Gene Ontology annotation, molecular function: growth factor activity; cytokine activity. NCBI's taxonomy places the organism in Eukaryota, Metazoa, Chordata, Amphibia, Anura, Pipidae.